This is a messenger RNA of Phragmites australis (common reed), 2624 nucleotides long. Its product is annotated as ARM REPEAT PROTEIN INTERACTING WITH ABF2-like. Bases 589 to 2412 code for a protein of 607 amino acids. The record is from RefSeq and is a predicted model, not a curated record. Lineage: Eukaryota; Viridiplantae; Streptophyta; Magnoliopsida; Poales; Poaceae. Gene Ontology annotation, molecular function: protein binding. The transcript is spliced from 2 exons.
ACUGCUAGUGUCAAUUCUUAAUCUCUAGCCAAGGCAAAUCUUUUUUGAUCUUUCUUUGCAUGCAUGCGUGGUAGGUCACGGCAAACUUUAUGGGAAACAUCCCUGGUGAGAUUUUAUAUAUCGCAUCCAUCUUUUGGAAGGACUCCGGUUCGUUUACGAUGCGUUCCCCACGCAAUUAUUCCGCCAUGAUUCUUUUGCGUGAAGAAAGCGCGAGUUCUUUGGAUUAGAAUACUAGAAAGCUAUGUGAAAAAUUAUGAGCACACAAAUCUUGCUCCUUUUGCAAAGCGGGUCAGUCGUAAACACUCAGCUUUCUCUUUUAAUCACACAUUUUUCUGUGUAAAGCGAAUGGGAGUUUUUCUUUUGAAUUUUCUCAAGCUCACAAGAAUUGCGUUGCAUUGGCUCAUCUGAACAGAGUGGUUCAAAUCAGACGUAGCAUGCAGCUCAGUGUAAUAUCCCGUUCAACUCGCGCCACUUGGCCAUUUCUUUCUUUUUGUUCGUUCGCAUUCACUCGUCACCCACCCAGCCACCAUCUCUCGAGUCAAAAUUUGAAAUGCCCAGACUUGGCAUUCGAUAACCAGUGAUAAAAGCAUGGGAAUUUUGAUAGCGCCUUCGUACCAGCUCAUAAUUUCGUGGCUGUUGUCGCCGCAUUUACGCCUUUCAAUUGGAUGUACCAAUCGUCCAGCCAAAGCAAGAAACGAUCAAGGACACGAGCUGCGGUGCUGUACCUCCCAAGAAAUGAGCUUGCAGAGCUGCCCGGCCGCGGCCGGGGACGUGAGGGCGGAGGAGUUGCUCGAGCGGGCAAGGGUGCUGGUUCCGGCCGCGCUGGCCGCGGCGCGCGCGGCCACCGGCUUCGGCGGGCGGUGGAAGGCCAUCGUGGCGAGGCUGGAGAGGGUGCCUCCGUGCCUGUCGGACCUGUCGAGCCACCCCUGCUUCUCCAAGAACUCGCUCUGCCGGGAGCUGCUGCAGUCGGUGGCCGCCACGCUCGCCGAGGCCGCCGAGCUCGGCGAGCGCUGCCGCGAGCCGACGAGGGCGGGGAAGCUGCAGAUGCAGAGCGACCUCGACGCGCUCGCCGGGAAGCUGGACCUUAACCUCCGGGAUUGCGCACUCCUUGUCAAGACCGGUGUGCUGUCCGACGCGACGGUUCCGGCGGCCCCGGUUGAGGCGGCGGCGGCGGCGGCGGCCGCGCAGACGGACGUGCGGGAGCUACUUGCCAGGCUGCAGAUCGGGCACGCGGAGGCGAAACACCGGGCGGUGGAUGGGCUUCUUGAUGCUCUGCGCGAGGACGAGAAGAGCGUGCUGUCGGCGCUCGGCCGUGGCAACGUGGCCGCGCUAGUGCAGCUGCUCACGGCGACGGCCCCCAAAGUCAGAGAGAAAACGGCCACUGUUCUCUGCUUGAUCGCCGAGUCCGGCAGCUGCGAGGGCUUGCUCAUGUCUGAAGGCGCGCUGCCACCGCUCAUCCGGCUGGCUGAGUCCGGCAGCCUUGUCGGCCGGGAGAAGGCCGUCAUCACGCUGCAGCGGCUGUCCAUGUCACCCGACAUUGCCCGUGCAAUCGUCGGCCACAGCGGCGUCCGCCCACUCAUUGACAUCUGCCAGACCGGGGACUCUAUCUCGCAGUCCGCCGCGGCUGGAGCGCUCAAGAACCUCUCUGCAGUGCCGGAAGUCCGACAAGCGUUGGCCGAAGAAGGCGUCGUGCGCGUCAUGAUCAACCUGCUCGACUCCGGCGUCGUGCUCGGCUCCAAGGAGUACGCCGCGGAGUGCCUGCAGAACCUCACGUCAAGCAAUGACAACCUGCGGCGCGCCGUCGUGUCCGAGGGUGGCCUGCGCAGUCUCCUCGCCUACCUCGACGGCCCUCUGCCGCAGGAAUCCCCCGUGGCCGCGCUCCGCAACCUCGUCACCGCCGUCUCGCCAGACAGCCUUGUCUCACUGUGCGUGCUCCCGCGUCUCGUCCACGUGCUCCGGGACGGCUCCAUCGGCGCGCAGCAGGCGGCCGCGGCGGCCAUCUGCAAGAUCUCCAGCUCCACGGACAUGAAGCGCCUGGUGGGCGAGCACGGCUGCAUCCCGCUACUGGUCCGUCUGCUGGAGGCCAAGUCGAACGCGGCGCGCGAGGCAGCGGCGCAGGCGGUGGCCAGCCUGAUGAGUUACCCUCCGAACGCGAGGGACAUCAAGAAGCACGAGAAGAGCGUGCCCAACCUGGUGCAGCUGCUGGACCCGAGCCCGCAGAACACGGCGAAGAAGUACGCCAUCUCCUGCCUCCUGUCGCUGUCGGCGAGCAAGCGCUGCAAGAAGCUGAUGAUCUCGCACGGCGCCAUCGGGUACCUGAAGAAGCUCUCGGAGAAGGACGUCGCCGGCGCCAAGAAGCUGCUCGAGAAGCUGGAGCGCGGCAAGCUGCGGAGCCUCUUCAGUAGGAAGUAGUGGUGAUGCGUCCUUUUUGCCGUAACCUGUAUAAAAAAUCCCGACCUGUUUCAUAGUCUCUAUGAAGUUUAAGUACCUGUGUUCAUGUGAACUGAACAUGUCGCGUUGUAAUAUCGCUGGCUAAUGUGUGUGUCAGGCAGUUCGUUCGUUAGCUCCUAACCAUGGUUAAAUUCCUGCAGCCCCGUCUAUGCCAAUAAAAGUUCUUCAGACAA